CUUUCCUCUGAGAGGAGCUAACAGCUUCUCCUUCAUUCUUCCUCAACGGACUGGAGCAAUGAACGAUAGUCCCUUGCAAGUGCUGACUUUGCCUACUUCUCCGUACCCUGACCAGAGGCCUGGAACCAACGGCCUGAGGAAGAAGACCCAUGUUUUCCAGUCUGAAAAGUACUACCUGCACAACUUCAUUCAAUGCAUCUUCUCCUCCAUCGACCUGCGGGACAGGCAGGGCUCCACUAUGGUGGUGGGUGGAGAUGGACGCUACUUCAAUUCGACUGCCAUUCAGGUCAUAGUGCAGAUGGCUGCCGCUAAUGGGGUGGGUCAUGUUGUGAUCGGUCAGAAUGGCAUCAUGUCGACACCCGCUGUGUCGUGUGUCAUCAGGAAGAUCAAAGCUAUCGGUGGCAUUAUUCUCACAGCCAGUCACAACCCUGGAGGACCUGACGGAGACUUCGGCAUCAAAUUCAAUACUGCCAGUGGAGGUCCAGCACCAGAGGCUGUCACAAAUAAAAUCUUCCAGUUGAGCAGAACCAUAGAGGAGCUUGCCAUCUGUCCUGAACUCAGAGUCGAUCUGGGGACUAUCGGCAAGCAGUCCUUCGACCUGGAGAACAAAUUCAAACCUUUUACAGUGGAAAUUGUGGAUCCAGUCGAAUCCUAUGCCAACUCACUGAGGAACAUCUUCGAUUUCGCUGUUCUAAAGGAGCUUCUGUCCGGAGACAACCACAUACAAAUCUGUUUAGAUGCCAGGCAUGGAGCGACUGGGCCGUAUGUGAAGAAGAUCCUGUGUGAGGAGCUGGGCUCCCCUGCAAAUUCAGCCAUCAACUGUGUACCUCUGGAGGACUUUGGAGGUGGCCACCCAGACCCCAACUUGACCUAUGCCACUGACCUUGUUGAGACGAUGAAGAGCGGACAGUAUGACUUCGGAGCUGCUUUUGAUGGUGAUGGUGAGCGUAAUAUGAUCCUGGGGAAGCACGGCUUCUUCGUAAACCCCUCCGACUCAGUUGCCGUCAUUGCUGCGAACAUCUUCUGCAUUCCUUACUUCCAGCACACAGGAGUAAGAGGCUUUGCUAGGAGUAUGCCCACCAAGUGCCGCUCUGGACAUGUGAAUAUUACUCCUAAAUGUUUCACACUGUGUAGAUGUGCACUUAACAGGACAAGCAGCAUCUCCACUCACUCUGCUGUUUUAUCCAGGGUGGCCAGAGCCACCAAGAUCCAGCUGUAUGAGACCCCAGCCGGGUGGAGGUAUUUUGGGAGCUUGAUGGACGCAGGUCGUCUCUCGCUGUGUGGGGAGGAAAGUUUUGGCACAGGUUCUGAUUAUAUUCGAGAGAAGGAUGGGCUCUGGGCAGUGCUAGCAUGGAUGUCCAUCCUAGCAGCGAGGAGGCAAAGUGUAGAAGACAUUAUGACAGACCACUGGAGAACCUACGGAAGGAACUACUACACUAGAUUUGACUAUGAGGAAGUGGAUUUAGAUGCGGCUGUGGAGAUGAUGCUGGAUCUGGAGCUGAUGAUUUCAGACAGGGCAUUCAUUGGGCAAGUGUUUACUGUGGGGGAAAAGAAAUACCAAGUGGAGGCGGCAGACAAUUUUGAGUACAGUGACCCUGUGGAUGGAACCAUUUCACGAAACCAGGGUUUGCGGAUCGUUUUUAAAGGAGGUUCUCGCAUAAUCUUUCGUCUCAGUGGGAGCGAUAGCUUCGGAGCCACAGUUCGUCUGUAUAUCGACAGUUAUGAGAAAGAUAUAAACAAGCUCUUUCAGGACCCACAGUGCUGGAUAGUAACUGAUUACAUGUAA
Molecule: messenger RNA, 1786 nt
Organism: Sinocyclocheilus anshuiensis
Lineage: Eukaryota; Metazoa; Chordata; Actinopteri; Cypriniformes; Cyprinidae
Product: phosphoglucomutase-1-like
Exons: 10
Coding region: 59-1786 (575 amino acids)
Biological process (GO): carbohydrate metabolic process
Cellular component (GO): cytosol
Molecular function (GO): magnesium ion binding; phosphoglucomutase activity
Source: RefSeq, a predicted model, not a curated record